UGGGCCUGGGGCCUGCUCGUCUGCGUGCCUCGGGGUCAGCGCCCGCCCCGGGGGCCUCGGAGUUCGGUUCCUGGGUCCUCCACGUUCCAUUAUCAGGCAGGUCCGGGGUCCGGGGCCCGAGUAGGCCCGCCGCGUCUGCCGGUCGGUCCGCUGAAGCCGCGACGCAGACAGAAGACCAUGGCAGAGUUCUCCCAGAAACGGGGGAAGCGGCGUGACGAUGAGGUGCUGGGCAGUGCUGUGGACUUCCUCCUGGCCAAUGCCCGUCUGGUGCUGGGUGUGGGCGGAGCUGCCGUGUUGGGCAUUGCCACCCUCGCUGUGAAGCGGCUCAUUGACAGGGCCACCAGCCCACGGGACGAGGAUGAAGCCAAGGGGGACACCACAUGCCUGGAGGAUAGCUGGAAGGAACUGAGCCUGCUCAAGGCCACACCAUGCCUACAGCCCCGGCCCCCACCUGCUGCCCUCAGUCAGCCCCUGUCACCCCUGCCCCCCUCCCCCUCCGCCCCAGAGGGGCCUGCAGAUGACCAUCCUCAGAUGUCACCUCCUUGUAGUUCCCCAGCACCGUUGUGCCUCACGUUCCAGGAGAAGCUGCUGGCAUUUGAGCGGGACCAUGUGACUAUCCCAGUGGUCCAUGUGGCUCUGGCCAAACAGCUGGCCGGUGACAUUGCCCUUGAGCUGCAGGCCUACUUGCGGAACAAGUUCCCAGAACUGCCUUUCGGGGCGCUUGUGCCCAGCGGGCCCCUCUACGACGGGCUGCAGGCGGGGCUUGCUGACCGCGUGCGUCUCCUGGUUCCCCUGGUGCUGGAGCCGGGCCUGUGGAGCCUGGUACCUGGUGUGGACACUGUGGCCAGAGACCCUCGCUGCUGGGCCGUGCACAGGACUCAGCUUGAGUUCCGCUCCCGAGGGAGCAGCCCCUGGGACCGCUUCCUGGUGGGUGGCUACCUCUCUUCCCGUGCCCUGCUGGAGCUGCUCCGCAAGGCCCUGGCCACCUCUGUCAACUGGCCAGCUAUUGGCAGCCUUCUUGGGUGCCUGAUCCGGCCCAGCGUGGCCUCAGAGGAGCUGCUGCUUGAGGUGCAGCACGAGCACCUGGAGCUCAAUGUUGCGGUGCUCUUGGCGGUCACUGGCACCGACGCCGAAGACCGCCUCCUUCUGGCCUGGCCCCUGGAGGGGCUGGCUGGGAACCUCUGGCUGCAGGACUUGUACCCAGCAGAGGCCGCCAGGCUGCGGGCUCUGGAUGACCAUGAUACGGGGACCCGCCGGCGCCUGCUGCUGCUGCUGUGUGGGGUCUGCCACAGCCACCCGGCCCUGAGCCGGCUGGGCCGGCGCCACCUGACCCAGGUGGUUCUGCGCCUUGGGGAGGAAGAGGUGGACUGGGCCGAGGCGGCCUUGGGGGAGCGCUUCCUGCAGGCCCUGGAGUUGCUCAUCAGCGGCCUAGAGCGGGCCAGCCUGCCCUGCCACUUCAACCCGGGCGUGAACCUCUUCAGCAGCCUGCGCGAGGAGGAGAUUGAUGACAUUGGCUACGCACUGUACAGCGGUCUGCAGGCCCCUGAGUGGCUGCUCUAGGUGGGUGGGGACAGGGCAGCCGGCGUGUGUUCUGAUGCUGGUGAGCUGUGAAUGCCUCCCUUCCAGGAAUUUAAAUUUGGAAAGCACUUUUCUUGCUUUUAGCCAGAAUAAAGAAGAGAGCUUCCUAAGCUCAUGGGGUUGGCUUGUGUGUCGGCUACAGUCACUGGAGCCCCGAGAGAGCUUGGGUUGCUGUUACCUGAGCGCAGCCUGGAGUGCCCGCUGCUCACGCCCUCGGGGCCAGCCCCAGGACCUUGGGCUCAGUCCUUCAUCACCAGCAGUGAAUUGUUGACAACACAGCUUCUGCAGUUCUCGGUGGGGGAUAAGGCCAGCUCUGUUUUCUGUUGAGAGGCUGCGUUAGCGCUCUCUGGGGUGCCAGCUCCAGGCAUUUCCAGGCUUCUGGUGCUGGAUGGUAAAUACCAUGUGUUUUGUCGCCCAAGAGCUAGGGUCACCUGGUACCCCUGGAAUACAGCUCUGUGGCUGAUGUAAAGGCUGGUGUUUUCUGAUGUCCACUGUGUGCCUAGUUUGCUUGUCGAGCUCCCUCCUCUAGCCUGGAGUGGAGGCUCAGCCUGACGUGCUGCUCACCUCAUAUCUCGGGGAAAAUCCCUCCUCUCUCCAACUAGGCGAGUUUUUCUUUUUUUGAGGAAGAUUAGCCCUGAGCUAACAUCUGCUGCUAAUCCUCUUUUUGCUGAGGAAGACUGGCCCUGAGCUAACAUUCGUGCCCAUCUUCUACUUUGUAUUUGGGAUGCC
Molecule: messenger RNA, 2307 nt
Organism: Equus quagga
Lineage: Eukaryota; Metazoa; Chordata; Mammalia; Perissodactyla; Equidae
Gene: MIEF2
Product: mitochondrial elongation factor 2
Exons: 4
Coding region: 178-1560 (460 amino acids)
Biological process (GO): mitochondrion organization; positive regulation of mitochondrial fission
Cellular component (GO): mitochondrial outer membrane
Source: RefSeq, a predicted model, not a curated record